AUGGGACAAUACCCAAUCCCAUUGGGUAUGGGUGGGUGGGGCUUUGAGGAUGAUGAAACAGACAAUUUAUCAAUUUAUGAAAUUAAUACAAGUACUGGAAAUUCCAGACAAGGAGGUAAAGCUAGAGAUCCAGUAUGGAAUUAUUUUAAUGCAAUAGAAAUUCCACAUGACUCUCACCUGUCAGCACAAUGUAAAUUUUGCUUUAAGUCAUGGAAACAUGGUAAACCUUCUGAAUUGAAAGGGCAUUUGGCUCUGAAAUGCCCAUUAGUUAGUAAAGAAGCAAAGUGGAAAUAUUGGAAAUAA
This is a messenger RNA of Entrophospora sp. SA101, 303 nucleotides long. Lineage: Eukaryota; Fungi; Glomeromycota; Glomeromycetes; Entrophosporales; Entrophosporaceae. The record is from the annotation of a GenBank genome assembly.